Molecule: messenger RNA, 2042 nt
Organism: Cuscuta epithymum
Lineage: Eukaryota; Viridiplantae; Streptophyta; Magnoliopsida; Solanales; Convolvulaceae
Source: the annotation of a GenBank genome assembly
CCUUAGUUAGUUCACCAUCUUCCCCGACAUCCACCCUUCCCUCCUCUUGGCUAUCUUCUUCUGUUUCUGAUACAAACCAGCGCCCUGUUAUUCUGCCAGCCCUACCAGCCCCACCGUCCUCCAACUCCCACUCUUCCACCCUUCCUUCAACCCCCAUGACUAGUAGCUCGUUCCCAAAUUCCCUUAGCAGUACUCCUUCAACCAAAUCACCACCGCACACUCCUAGUUCCCCACCCUUCUUGCAGACUACUCCAUCUCUUCACCCUGUGACCUCACUGCCAGCCCGCAAUCUUCCUCAGCUGGCACUUCCCCAUCAUCUAAAACCAAUGACCACGAUCCCCUUCUAUCCCACACCUCGGCUUCUGCCAUCCAGCCCUCGCAUCUCCCGGAAAAUGUUCAUCCGAUGCGUACACGUGCAAAGGAUGGCAUUUUCAAACCCAAACACAUUUUUACAUUAAGUGCUUUCUCUCCCCCGGAUGAUCCUACUUGUUUUACACAGGCAAAUAAGAGUUUAGUUUGGCGGGCUGCCAUGGCGGAUGAAUUUAAUGCUUUGAUUAAUAAUAAGACUUGGGAUUUGGUAUCUUGGGACCCUACUAAAAAUGUGGUUGCUUGUAAGUGGAUUUAUAAGACAAAAUAUUGUUCUGAUGGGUCAAUUGAGUGGCACAAAGCCCGUUUAGUUGCUCAAGGUUUUAAACAACAGGCUGGGGUUGAUUUUACUGAAACUUUUAGUCCUGUUGUUAAGCCUACCAGUGUUCGUCUUGUUUUAUCAGUUGCCAUUUAUUUGGGUUGGUCUGUUCGUCAGUUAGAUGUGAAAAAUGCUUUCUUGCAUGGAGUCUUAACUGAGGAAGUUUACAUGCGACAACCUCAGGGCUUUAUUCAUCCUUCCUAUCCUACUCAUGUGUGUCGCCUUUGUAAGGCUUUGUAUGGGUUGAAACAGGCACCUCGUGCUUGGUUUCAUUGUUUCAGUGGGUUUCUUUUACGCUGUGGUUUUUCACAGAGCAGGUCUGAUUCAUCCAUGUUCAUUUAUCGUACUGAUUCUCAAGUUGUUUAUAUAUUGUUAUAUGUGGAUGACAUCCUUAUUACAGGCUCUUCUGCCUCGUUUGUUUCCUCUGUCAUUAAAACCUUAUCUCAUCAGUUUGCCAUGAAGGAUUUGGGGGAUAUCCAUUAUUUUUUGGGUGUUCAGGCAAAACGGACACCUCAAGGUCUAUUCUUGUCACAGGAAAAAUAUAUAUCUGAUCUUUUACGUCGUUUUCAUCUCCAUACUGUCAAACCUGUUCGUACACCCCUGCCUUUACGCAUUACACUUUCUCUCACAGAUGGGGAACUGUUAUCUGAUGUUACUCAAUAUCGCAGUAUGGUGGGUGCUCUUCAGUAUCUAACUCUUACUAGACCUGACAUUACUUAUGUUGUACACCUUGUGUCUCAGUUUAUGCAUGCUCCACGCACUACUCACCUUUUGGCAGUUAAACGAAUAUACAGGUAUCUUCAGGGAACCAGCACACAUGGCUUAUGGUUACGUGCAGACAAAACCAUCUCCGUUGUUACAGCUUACUCUGACGCAGACUGGGCAGGAUGCCCUGACAGCUCACGCUCGACCACUGGGUAAGCAGUUUUUCUGGGGUCAAAUUUAAUCUCAUGGCGGUCCAAGAAACAACCAACCGUGUCCAAGUCUUCUACAGAAGCAGAGUACAGGGCUAUCACAUACACUGUCCAGGACACACUUUUUAGUCGGUCACUAUUAGCAGAUAUGGGCAUAUUUACUUCGGCACCAGUGCAGCUUCUUUGUGAUAAUGUUUCAGCUUCAUACUUGGCCGUUAAUCUCAUCCAGCAUGAUCGGAGUAAGCAUAUUAAAAUUGACUAUCCUUUUGUUCGUGAGCGAGUAGCGAAUGGAGAUCUUGUGGUGAAGCAUAUUCCUACACAGUUACAGUUGGGUGAUAUCUUCACCAAGAACUUGUCUAGUCAGCGUUUUGAAUUUUUACGUUCCAAUUUGCACGUGUUUUCCCCUGCACAAAUUGAGGGGGUGUAAUAAUGUAAUAUUUAGG